ACACUUUACAUAUCUCUAUUGUGACAGCUUUCAAAAAUAGUCUCUUCUCUUUCAAACUCUCUGUGUUCUAAUCUAAAAAAACAAAACCGCCGCCAUGUAUGAACAUUAAAGCUCUUCUUCCCAUUUUUUUCUCUUCUUCAAGAAAAAAAAAAAACUUUCUUCUUUAGGGAACACAACAAUUCCCAAAAACAAGUGUAGAAUUUUUCCUAGCUUUGGGAAUCGUUUAUUGAUUUUUGGUGUAAACUGUGAAGAGGCUGAAAGGGGAGAAAACAUAUGUAAAAAUCUGAAGUUUUCUAAGCUAAUAUGGCAGAGAUUGAAAAAUCAGCUGAAGAAUCAAGUAUACAGCAAAAUUUUCCAGUAAAGAGGAAAAGGAAUCUUCCUGGAAAUCCUGAUCCAGAAGCAGAAGUGAUAGCUCUAUCGCCGAGAACUCUAAUGGCGACGAACCGAUUUGUUUGUGAGAUUUGUAACAAAGGUUUUCAAAGAGAUCAGAAUUUACAGCUUCAUCGGAGAGGACACAACUUGCCAUGGAAACUGCGGCAACGAACGAGUAAUGAAGUGAAAAAACGUGUUUACGUUUGUCCAGAAUCGACAUGCGUUCAUCAUGAUCCUUCUAGAGCUUUAGGCGAUCUCACUGGAAUUAAGAAGCAUUUCUGCAGAAAACAUGGUGAGAAGAAGUUUAAAUGUGAACGUUGCACCAAAAAAUACGCUGUUCAUUCCGAUUGGAAAGCACAUAUGAAAACUUGUGGUACUAGAGAGUAUCGUUGUGAUUGUGGAACUUUAUUUUCCAGGAGGGAUAGCUUCAUAACUCAUAGAGCAUUUUGUGAUGCAUUAGCUCAAGAAAGUGCAAGAUCUCAUCAACCAUUAAUGGAGGAUACAAAUGCUGAAGGUGAUUUGAAGGUUGAUGAAUCUAUUAACAAAACGGUGUCGUCUUCAUCUAGUCCACCACCACAACCUUUAACUCCAUCAACUGGUGUUCUUUCUCCAGUUCUUUCCAUUCAAAGUUCAGAAUUGCCUGUAGAAUAUCAAAAUCAAGGUGGAGUACAAAUACAACAAGCACAAGGUACAACAACACCUGUUUCUACCACCCCUGCCAUCACAAUUUCCACUGCUGCUGCUAAUGGUCCUAGUAGUAGCAAGGUGUUUGCUAGUGUGUUCCCAUCGUCGUCAUCAGCUCAGCAUGUAAACUCGUCUUACUCGGAUAUUCUACGUGCUAUUGAGACCGAGCAAGUGAUGGCUGUAGAGCCCAUAUCGCUCUCAUUGUCAUCUUCUCUUUACUUGUCUAAUAAUGGGCCAAGUUUAUUCCAAGAACACACUGGUGGCCACGGCCAUGGCCAGCAUUAUGGUUCAGCAACAAUGCAGCCAGCAUUAUCUGCAACUGCAUUACUUCAAAAAGCAGCCCAAAUGGGGUCAACAACUUCAAACAACUCGUUUCUCCGUGGCCUUGGAUUGGGAAUGUCACCGAGUACUUCUACACCGGAGGAGAAUUCACUAGCAAGGAGGACUAAUGCUCUUGGCCAUGUGAAGCUAGAGAGCAAUAUUAAUGCAGAGGUACCCGGGCUCGGGAUACAACUUCAUGGUCAUUCAGGAUUUACUGACUUGAUGAUGGGUCCAUCCAUAUCUCAUCAGACAUCUAUGAUGUUCGGAAGCAAACCUCCGACUCUUGAUUUUCUUGGUUUAGGAAAUGGUGCUAGUGGAACUCCAUCGAGCGGAUUUUCAGCGUUUUUAAGCUCAAUGGAAGAUGGAUUUGGUGUUGUAGCUGAGCCUUGGGAUGACCCUUCUGAUAGAAAACCUGCUAUGCUCUAGCUAGAGUUUAGUUGCAUUAAUGCAACGCCUGUACAAGGGCUUGCUCGCGCGCUCAUCACCACCUACCUGCAUUUCACAUCUCGACACAGUGGAACGUGUAACCCGCCUGGCAGUGAAGCUCUCUAUUCACAUCCCCCUCAAAGUUUUUGAAUUGGAGUUCAGUUUUUUGUUUGAUAUUUUAUACAUAUGCAAUAGUUGAUAGGGAUAGCUAAGUUAUGUUCAUAAUCUUGAUAUUGCACCCUUUUGGUCUCUCGACCAAACUUCAUUAUGAGAUUUUAGUUUAAUUAAGAGAGUAUAGUAGAUGGAUCUAGUACUAUUAGCUGGGUUUUUAAUUAUUUUGUUGUAAUUAUUAUGUGAGAGAAUAACUAAGUUCACAAUGUGGAUAUUUCUCACUUGGGAAAAUUCCUUUAAUUUUCCACCUAA
Solanum pennellii is the source of this 2226-nucleotide messenger RNA. Its product is annotated as zinc finger protein GAI-ASSOCIATED FACTOR 1-like. Gene Ontology annotation, cellular component: nucleus. The record is from RefSeq and is a predicted model, not a curated record. The coding region runs from base 304 to 1803 and encodes 499 amino acids. The transcript has 4 exons. NCBI's taxonomy places the organism in Eukaryota, Viridiplantae, Streptophyta, Magnoliopsida, Solanales, Solanaceae. Gene Ontology annotation, molecular function: DNA-binding transcription factor activity.